This is a messenger RNA of Coccinella septempunctata (seven-spotted ladybird), 2537 nucleotides long. RefSeq names its product general transcriptional corepressor trfA-like. The record is from RefSeq and is a predicted model, not a curated record. The transcript has 4 exons. Lineage: Eukaryota; Metazoa; Arthropoda; Insecta; Coleoptera; Coccinellidae. Bases 63 to 2537 code for a protein of 824 amino acids.
CAAAAUUGUUCGUUUGGUUGUCGGCAAAUUGCAAUUUCAGUUAAUUUAUUUAUAAUAAAUAAAUGAUGACGGCGAACGAACACAUCAUAUUUUUGGAUCUUCAAGAAUUUUUUGCAGACGAUAGACGCCGUUCCAAAAUCCUGAUAAAUCAAAACUGUAGGAAAAUAAUUGAUUUAGAAGAGAAGAUAACCCAAAUAUUUGGCAUUACUAGUUUCCAUUUGCUCAGUGAUGGUCAUUUCUUACCUUCAUGUGAAGAUAUAGCUCUCCUUAAGAAUGGAGAGGUCGUGUGUGUGAGACCAUCUAUAUGCCCAUCUAAAUCAAACUUACUCGAUGAAUCAUUUUAUAAAAGUUCAUAUAUUGAAAAAAACCUAAAACUAAAAGACGAAGCGUCUGCUGAAGUGGUACUAAAAGAUAUUCGCAAGGAUGAGUCCAACAAAGAACUCCAUAUUGAGGAGGCAGAUUCUAUCCCAAAGAGAAGAAAAAAGAAACAUCGCAUUGAAGAAAACAAUGAUACCCUAGAAGAAAACCAGUAUACAUUAUAUGCAAGCACUCCAAAUAAUACAAAUGCAUCCCUUCGACUCGCAGAUCCACAAGAAAAUGAGGAAAUGGUGGAAAGGCCUCUUUGUCUGUCAGACAGAAAGAAAAAAAAGAAAAUCAAAUUGGAAAAAAAUUCAUAUGAUUCAGGUCUUAAAUUGAAAAAAACCAAAAAGAGGAAACAUCAAGUACUUGAUGAUGGUACAACUGGAGAUGAUAGUAUAUUAAAAAGAAAUUGUGCAGAAAAUGUAGAAAAUGAGGAAGUUUGUCAGGUUAAAAAAAGGAAGAAGAAAUGUUCUCGGGAAAAAACUGAAAGUAUUGGUAAUCCAACAACCGAUAACACUAACAAUCAAGAAAUUUCUAAUUCUAAUCAAAAGAAUAAUGUUAAUAUCAUAAAGAUUGACAUUAUAAGAGAAAGGACCAAUAGUGAAAAAGUUAAAAAGUCAAGCGACGUUUGUUGUGAAGAUCUUGAGAAUUCAAAUUCUAAAAUGCCAUUUCAGGACCAGAAUCUAGAUAAGGAAAGUCGUAGUAAAAAUGAUACUGAAGCAGACAAGUUUCAUCCUCGGCCGUUGCCACACAUAAAAGCUAGGGAUAAAGAAUCAUGGAGUACACUGCCUCUUUCUAAAACAACAAAUAUAGUAAAAAUAAUUAAACUUCCUAUAGAUAAGAUAGAAAUAGAUCUCUCAAGAUUUGUGUUUGUGCCUAAUGUAUGCAUUCCUCAUGAAACUCCACAAGAAAUAAAUACAAGUAAUACUGUUGAUGGUAUUUCACAGACACACACCAUGAAAGAGACUGAACAGAAGAAUGCUUCUGAUCCGUCUCCUUGUGAUGAACAACCUGCACAUAAAGACAAAUCUUCAGAACCAAAUUCACUUUCCACUUCUCCUAACCAAACGAAAUUUACAAAUUCUUUGGAAUCAUCCCAAAACAAGCCUAUUCCGAUCUCUGAGAACGAAAAACAGAACUGUGACGGAGAUGAAAUGGCAAAGAAUCAAAAUUCUAGUUCGGUUUCAUUCGCAUGUCAGAAUUCGAACAAUUUGGAAAUGGACGAAAAUUCUCAGGACAGUACCAGAUCGAGGAAUGAAGCUCUCGAAGUAUGGAGAAAAAAGAUCUGCGAAAAAACCCAAGGUUUUAAAAUGGCCACAUUAUCGAAUUUGAAUGAAUUAUGCGAGGAACCAGCCCUGAAAAGGUGCAGUUCUGAGAAUAAGAAUGAAAAUGGAGAGUCCGGCGUUUUGUUAGACAUAAACGAAAGUCAAUUUAAUCCUAUACUCAAUGAGGCUAUAGGAAAUAGCUCGACCCUUAUGGAUACUCAGAAUGAAAGACCUGUAAAAACUCAAGAUACCACAAAAGAAUACAGCAGUGGGGCAAAUACAGAUGUAGGUUUAGGAACUCAGGAUAUUUCUGAACUUGUAGAAAUUACAUCAUCAAAUGGGAUUUCCUCGCCCACUAUUGAAGAAGAUUCUUCUUUAUCUGUUUCAAUAGUGUCAGAUAUCGGACAGAGCUUCGAAAUGAAGAGGAAACGGAGAAGGAGACACAAAAAGAAGAAGAAAAACGACACUUUUUUCAACGAAGAAUUCAAAGAUGUUUCUUGGGUUAAAAAUACUCCUUUUGUUCCUGCUAAACCAAAAAUUCAUGUCAGAUUUGACGAUUCGGACAAUGACCUCCCUGUGCUUCAAAAUAAAACCCAAAGUGAGAUACAAGACCUUGGUGAAAAUACGGAGAUGACUGAAAAUGUAAUUCUAGACGCAAGCUCCCAGCGUGAGCCAGAAAUAAGUUCAAAAGCUCCCAAGACCGAAUCAAUAGCGGAAGUACCUAAUGAAAUCGAAAAGAUUCACCAUGCUGAAAAUGAGGAGACUCCUGACUGUUCUAGAUCUCAAGAAUUUCCCAAUUCGUCAAAAGAGAAGAUAUUGGAAAGGUAUAAAAGUGAACUUCUUAGGAUUGUUGAUGCGAUGAAUACAGUCAAAAAUCAAGACUUCUCAUGCCAGAAUAAUUCAUCGCCUUGA